Molecule: messenger RNA, 351 nt
Organism: Colletotrichum destructivum
Lineage: Eukaryota; Fungi; Ascomycota; Sordariomycetes; Glomerellales; Glomerellaceae
Product: Putative PAT complex subunit Asterix
Exons: 4
Coding region: 1-351 (116 amino acids)
Biological process (GO): protein insertion into ER membrane
Cellular component (GO): endoplasmic reticulum membrane
Molecular function (GO): protein folding chaperone
Source: RefSeq, a predicted model, not a curated record
AUGGCUUCGAAGCGGGAUAUGCGCCGGCCGGAUCUGAUCGUUCCCUACCAGGAGCCCAGGGCCAAGGGUGACAGCACCGAGCUCUCCUCCACCCUCUCCUCUACCCUACCGAUGGCCGCUAUGCUCACACGUAACAAGUUCAUCGGAUGGGCCUCCGUUGUCUUCAGCAUCCAGACCUGGCUUGGCGAGAGCGAGGAGACCAAGAAGAGCUCCGCGACCCCGGGCUACUUCUCCGUGGGCAUGUCCAUUAUGGGCCUCGCCGUGAGCUACCUGCCCCUUUUCCUGCCUCCCCCCGUCCCGAGAGGCGCCGCCACUGGCACCGGCCCCGCCGCCCCCGUUCCUCCUGCGUAG